UUUAUUUUGAAAAACCGCCAAAGUGUUAUGGGCAUGCGCAACUGCCUCCACGGCAACAAUAUGCCAGGACAACACAAUAUCCCCGCUGAAGUCGGCGAGCAGCCCGAGCAAGAACCUUUGGAGGCCGCAGGGGCAGCUGCCCCCGGUGCUGGGCCUGGCCCAGCCGAAGAAAUGGAGACCGAACCGUCUGACAAUGAGCCCGUCGCCGACGAGACUAGCACUGAGGUCCUUGGAACCCCUGAAGUCUCCAAAUCUGAGUUCCAGGACCUCAACCAGGGCAUCGAGGAGGUCCGAGUGGGUGGAGACUACAGCCCACCUCCAGAGGAAGCCAUGCCAUUUGAGACCAAACAGUCCAGCCUCAGCGAUUUCUGGCCCACCUUGGAGCAGCUUGGAACAUCUGGGACCCAAGCAGGCAUCAAAGCCUUUAAUCCAGCGCUUUUGGAGCCCAGGCCCCCCAGUGGUGAGAACCCAGGCCUGGGAACCUACAGCCCCCCACCAGAAGAAACCAUGCCAUUUGAGUUCAACGAACCUGCCCAAGAAGACCGUAGCCAGUUGCGCUUGCAAGUCCCAGACCUUGCUCCAGGAGGUCCGAAGGCAGGAGUCGUCAAAGCUCUUCCCGCGGAGCCCGGGAACCUCAGAUCUGCAAACGCUGGCUUCCGAGACGACUACAGUCCUCCACCAGAAGAAUCUGUGCCAUUUGGGCUUGAAGGAGAAGAAUUUGGGGGCGAUAGCCCACCCCCAGGACUCCCCCGCGUCAUCCCACAAAUCGGCAUUGGCGGCGAGUUCCCGGCAGCCGCGGUCCCGAGUGCGCUCAGCCUCGCUCCCGCCGAGAACGCGCCUCCCCUCUGGGUCCACAGCGCCAUUGACAGACCGUUCAGCGAGGCUAUCAGAUCUCCUCCUAACUUCGCAUGCGACAGCCCCCCAAUGGAGAUCUCCAGACCCCCGCUUGAGAUUGGCAGAGCCUCCACUAGGGUCGACGACGACACCACUGUCAAUAUGGACGGCCCCCCAAUCGCAAGUGAUGGCCCGCCCAUCGAAGUCUCCGGAGCCCCAGAUAAGAGCGAGUGCGCAGAGAGACCCCCAGUUGAGCGAGAAGCAGCCGAGAUGGAAGGAAGCCCAACCACCGCAGCUGCGGAGGAAGGAAAAGUCCCUUCUCCGGAGAGAAGAGACGGAUCCUUCGCCGAGCCAGAAGCCAUGGAUGCCAAGCCAGCCCCUGCUGCCCAAGCCGUCGCUGCUGAACCAGAACCUGCCGCCGCCGCCAGCGGAUCUCCUCCGGCCCCAGCAACACCCACGGAUCUCCAGACCGAUUCUGAACAAGAAGUCGGAGCAGCUCCUGCUGUCCGAGCUGAGCCUGACGGAGGGGCAGCCCCCGUCGCCCCAGCCACCCCUGCCGAGCCUGAAGAGGACGGCGAAGCAGCCAGCGGAGUUCCAGCAGCCGGAGUUCCAGCAGCCGAGCCAGCCUCCGAGGCAGUCCCUGCCACCAAAGCCGAGUCUGCCUCCGGGGCAGCCCCUGCCGCUCAGGUGGAGCCCGCAGUCGCGGCAGUCUCUGCCACCCUGGCAGAGCCUGCCGCCCGGGCAGCCCCUAUCACCCCUCCGGAGCCCGCUCCCCGGCCAAUCCCCACUGCCAGAGCCCAUCCAGCUGCCGGGGCAGUCCCCGGAGCCCCAGCAAUGUCAGCCUCCGCUAGGGCAACCGCCGCUAGGGCAGCCUAUGCAGGUCCUCUGGUCUGGGGAGCCAGGUCACUCUCUGCUACUCCCGCCGCCCAGGCAUGCCUUCCUGCCCGCGCAGCUGCCGCCGCCCGGGCAGCCUCUGCUGCCCGGGCAGUCGCUGCCGGCUACUCAAUCUCUGACGCCCGAGCAAUGGCUAUCGGCAGAACAAUCCCUACCGCCCCAAGCAGAGCCCAUCUUAGACCCCCCAGUCCCGAGAUCCAGGUGGCUGAUCCGCCUACUCCGAGGCCUGUUCCGAGGCCAUCCGCCUGGCCAGACAAGUACGAGCGUGGCCGAAGCUGCUGCAGGUACGAGGAGGCGUCGUCCGUCAUCUGCGAGAUCGACUCCUCUAGUGAUGAGUCGGAAGAAGGGGCCAACGGCUGCUUCCAGUGGCUUCUGCGGCGAAACCGCCGCCCCGGCCAGCCCCGGAGCCAUUCGGUCGGAUGCAACCCAGUGCGCAACUUCUUCGCCAGAACCUUUGGAAGCUGCUUCGGUCUCUCCGAGAGAUCCCGUUCCCUCAGCCCGAGGAAGGCCAAGGAUCCUUUCGAGGAGAGGCGCAAACAGAUGCGCAAAGAAGCCAUUGAGAUGCGAGAGCAGAAGCGCGCAGAUAAGAAACGCAGCAAGCUCAUCGACAAGCAACUGGAGGAGGAGAAGAUGGACUACAUGUGUACGCACCGCCUGCUGCUUCUAGGGAGAAAAGUGGUGCCGAGCCACACUGAGGGUCGUUACCGGCCGGAGGCCAGCGCCAGAGCCAGCGAUCCUAGGCUGGACAGGCGGGGGCGUGAGGUGAGCCCGGAAUUGCUGGGGUGGGCCCUUCGGGGCUCCCCCAGUUAUGUUUGUGAUCGCGGUGGGCUAGGGCCAUCCGGGUGCGCGCCCCCGCCUCGCCUGCUGCUUCGACUCAGACAGCUUGUUGUUGGUGUGUGUUAGUGUCCAUUUUCUGUGUUCGCCUGUGCAUGACAUGCUCAGUGUGUCCCAGUUUUCAUCCAUAGCACCUUCAAUGUACCCGCCGAUUGUGUAUUUGUACUCUAAAAUGGGCUGUCUUGUGAUUUGCGCCAUGGCGCGAGCAAAACUUUCCGUGUUGGCACACUCUGUGAAACCUCAGCGCGGACUCUCAGCAGCGAGCAGAGAGAAAAUACGCAGGCAAAGGUGGCUGGGCAUCCUGGGUAAUAUGCCGGGCUGCAGGCGGGGGGGGGGGGGGGGGGGGGGGGGGGCCGUAGCCGCGGGCCUCCAUAACCUUUUCCCCCCUGUAUGUCUUUCUCCCUUUUUUUCCUUUGCGCUAAGCGUUUCCUCACUUCUCAAUUCGUACGUCAAACCCUCCCGCCUUAACGGUUGAAAAACCAGACACUCAGGUAUCUGGGGCUUUGGGGUUGUGAACAACGUCUGUAUUUUGUAUUGUGCGCACACACACACACACACACACACACACACACACACACACACAUACUGGGCCCACCUGGGGGGAGGGAAGAGGGAGGAGGAACGGGGGACAUUUUAGCCCUGUUGGCAAGGCCACAUUAUAAACACACGGGGUUGAUUUUUAAGGGGGUGGGCGUGGCUGAGUUUAAAAACUAUAUGAAAUAAUUUUCUUCUUAGCGAAGAGCCCGAGGUAAGCCAAUCAAUCACUUAACAUUUUUACAGCCUAUGGUAGGAGGGGCCCUGGUUGAAAAGGUUGGGACUUCUGCUGGGAGGGCAAUGUUGCCUUUGUAUUUUAAUUGCAAUUAAAAAAUAAAAAAAUUAAAUACUUUUGAGUGCAUAAUGAAUGUGUGGACAAGCAUGGGGCGCUGGAGCUAUGACUUGUGAACUGUGUCAAUGUUUGUAUGUGACUCUUUUUCAAGCAGCUUUAGCUGGGGAAAGAGGACAAAGGUAAGAUCUUUUCUAAAUCAGUUUGGGGUUUAAAAAAAUAAAGACUUUAGGAUGAAGAUUGAACAAAUGUUAUGGCAG
This is a messenger RNA of Alexandromys fortis (reed vole), 3645 nucleotides long. Its product is annotated as guanine nucleotide-binding protein G(s) subunit alpha isoforms XLas-like. NCBI's taxonomy places the organism in Eukaryota, Metazoa, Chordata, Mammalia, Rodentia, Cricetidae. The record is from RefSeq and is a predicted model, not a curated record.